AGCCACUUGCCUGUCCCUCGGCCCGUUUCACUGGCUGUCCUGUAUUCCAGGAGGCUGGCAUCUUCAGUGUGGGCACCUGGCUGUGAUAGCUUGUGGCUUCACAGCGGGGUACCCGCUGCGCAUGCGCGAGUAGCGCUGUGCUUUCUAAAUGGUCCUGUAGUCUUCUGGGACCUGUCAUGUGUCCCAAAAGACUACAGGGAGGGAGGACAACUUCCGUUUCUGAUCGCCUAGGUGAUCAGACUGGAAGUGGAAGCGGGUACCUGUCAAUUUCAGGUACCUGCUCCCCGCCCCCCAAAGGGCCAAUCCUUAAUGGGGAGCGGGGGGAGCAGUCCUUAAAAUAGAACUUCUCCUUUUGGGUGCAGCUCCGCUUUAAGCU
Messenger RNA from Staurois parvus, 376 nucleotides. The record is from the annotation of a GenBank genome assembly. Lineage: Eukaryota; Metazoa; Chordata; Amphibia; Anura; Ranidae.